AGUUUGUGCAAGAGCACCUGACUGACAAUUACCCGAGCAGCCAGAAUGCCAUGAUUUUUAGCCCUCUUGGCAAGUUCUGGCACAUUGAGCUAGAUCGGCACCAAUCGGGCAUGCUACUCGGAGAUGGCUGGGCGCGGUUUCUGACGGCUCACGAUUUUUCCGAAGGGAACAUUCUGGUGUUCAGGUAUCAAAAUAACAUGGUGUUUACAGUUGAGGCGUUCACGCAGAACGGGUGCCUGAUGGAGCAUGAAGCAGCGGCUGCAGACAUGACUGAAGAUGCGACAGGGCCAAGCAUUGUGCCUCAACAAGGUGUUAAAAGAGCUUGUUGUUUCACCUGUCAAGAAGAAAAGGAAGAGCAGGAAUGAAAAUACUUGUUUGGAAGUGUAUCGCGAGAAGCCAAAUCUUCCCCCAAUUUCGUCGAAGAAGGUUGCAUCGCAGAAGAAACUUGUCAGCUCCGUGCCACAUCAUUCAUUCACAAAACAGAUUACCGGCUAUGAUCUUACUAGCCUCUUUGCUGUGAAAAAGUCCAUUUGCUCUUCAGUUGGUCUUUUGGGAACAUGUGAAAUCACACUGAAAAUGUCGAUGGGCAACACAAGAUCUUGGCCGGUAUGGUUCAAAAUGGCCAACACAUACGGGUACAUAACCGGACCAGGUUGGAAAAGGUUUUGCCGUGAAAACAAGCUAAAAGAAGGCGACCGCUGCACCUUCAGCGUAAUCAAAACAACUGUCCGGUAUGUUACAAUUGUGUCCAGCUAGUAGGAGGUUGGGAGUCAUUCCCAGUAUUUUGCUUGCCAAUUCCACCAGUGACAGGUCAUUUCUUGGUUAGUGAUUUUAAUGUGAAUGUUAGUCUGUAAGAAUAUAGAACUCAGUGUAUGGUAGUCCAAUGAAUAUCUGGGUCACUGAAAGUCUGAAGCAUCGGUACAUUUGUAAUGCUGGUAGAUUAGUCGACGGACAUCUGUAGAUGUGCUGAUCUCCUUUCUUUCCCA
Messenger RNA from Panicum hallii, 986 nucleotides. RefSeq names its product putative B3 domain-containing protein Os06g0632500. Gene Ontology annotation, molecular function: DNA binding. The coding region runs from base 277 to 756 and encodes 159 amino acids. Lineage: Eukaryota; Viridiplantae; Streptophyta; Magnoliopsida; Poales; Poaceae. The transcript is spliced from 3 exons. The record is from RefSeq and is a predicted model, not a curated record.